AUGACUUCUCUACACAACCCUCUCAUCUCAGCCCUAACAACCUUCUACACCCUCCUAGUUGACCUCCGCUACAUCCCCGCAUCCACACUGAUCCUCCCAUCACCACAGACACAACGGCAUCCCCGCAACUCGAUUAAUCACCAUGCGGCGGCGCAGAACGGCUUUAGCAAGGCAGCAGUACAGCUAGCAUGCCGGCUUCCGUACGUUACCGACGAAGAUUACCGGCUUAACUACGACACUCGGUCACUGUGUUAUCUCGCUCGCGUGCCUAACGCAAGUGGCGGGAACCAUGAUGACGACGAAGCAGAAGCAGAAGCAGAAGUAGAAGGCGAAGGUGAAGAUGCAUGGGAGUUUGCGCGCGACCCAACCUUCCAGGACCGUAGCGAUCUCUGGACAGAGACAAUCACAGAAUGGAAGCAUUUCGAGGACCCGGAAGCCUGGCAGACACUAUCUGCUAUUCCGAUGACAUCGCCACAGAAUCCGCUCUACGUGUGGAUCCGCGCGUUCCUGACACUGCAGAAUAUUCCAUUUGACGAUGAUAUUUUGAUCCCUCGGAAGCCUGAGGAGCUUGGGUAUCCAGGUAAUAGAGCGGAUGAGGAGGAAAUGCGGGCACGGAAAAAGCGUGUUGAAGAUGCUGAGAGGGAAAGGGGGUUGAAAGAUGUAUACGUUCGGUGCGGAUGGAAGAUUGAUACGGUGAUGUCUGUAUCUGUGCCUGUUUGGGAGGCAUUGGAGGAGGCGCGUCAAAGAGCUGGGGAGGGGUUUCGGGGAGAGGGGUUUGAGCAAUGCAAAGAGGAGUGGAAGGAGGGUUUAUAG
Molecule: messenger RNA, 813 nt
Organism: Talaromyces atroroseus
Lineage: Eukaryota; Fungi; Ascomycota; Eurotiomycetes; Eurotiales; Trichocomaceae
Exons: 2
Coding region: 1-813 (270 amino acids)
Source: RefSeq, a predicted model, not a curated record